Setaria italica (foxtail millet) is the source of this 1384-nucleotide messenger RNA. RefSeq lists its product as uncharacterized. The coding region runs from base 4 to 1266 and encodes 420 amino acids. The transcript has a single exon. Gene Ontology annotation, molecular function: protein binding. The record is from RefSeq and is a predicted model, not a curated record. Lineage: Eukaryota; Viridiplantae; Streptophyta; Magnoliopsida; Poales; Poaceae.
GUGAUGCCUACCAAAGCCGUGAUGCGUUUCCGACCUUUCGAGGAUGAUGAAACCUCUACCGCGAAGGUCCUCACGAACGAUGGCCUUGUAGGUGAGAUUCUUCUCCGCCUUGACUGCCCCGCCUGCCUCGUUCGUGCUGCAAUCAUCAACAAGCGCUGGCUCCACAACGCCUCCGACCAGGCCAUCAUCCGCAGCUUCCGCGCAAAGCAAUCACCCCAUCUGUUGGGGAUCUACGUCUGCAGCGAUGACUUCUCGCAGCCGGAGUUCGUGCCGAUGCCUGAUGCCUCAUGUCCGGAGCUUGCAGUCGCACUCCGUCAUGGCAACUUUAAUUUCCCUGAUAUGGAUUCUCUCUUGUUGAACGUUUGGGAUUGCCGCAACGACGGCGUCCUCUACGAAUUUGGCGAAUCCAUCCACGCCGCUCUCGCCCCUGCUGUGCGAACACCGCUGCGGCAUCCUGGAGAAGACACAGUCGUGUUCCCACCGCAGCCAUCCAAUACCUGGCCCGCCGAGUGCCCUCACGCCAUGCUCCUCCCUGACGAUGAUGGUGACGACUCCUCAUGCUACCGUGUCGACAUUGGCAACAAGAACCAGAAGGUCUAUGCAAGGGUACUUGUCCUGCGAGCCGGCUCCUGGAGCAUCCACUGCUCUGCCUUGGCUGAUCUCGCUAGGUCGCCGGAGAAGAUCCUCACGGUAACUCUGCUCAUGCGCGGUAAGAUCUACAUGCUGACCAGGGCAGGAUACAUCCUCGCACUGGAUCUGGCCACCGCGAGAUUCUCCAUCGUCGAUCUCCCGGAAGGUGUGGAAUUUGAGUACCACGGCAAUCUUACCUCUUGCCGGGGCGAUGACUCUGCUCUCUACCUCUUCCAUGUGAAGGGAGACAAGCUCACCGUCUGGCUCAAGAGAAUGAAUGAGCAUGGAGAUGAUGGAAGCAGGAAUGGUGAUUGGGUACUCAGGGACACCAUUUCCCUGCUCGAGACAUGUGGGCAUCUCGUAGAGCAGGACUGCGAGCCGGCAGACGGGCAGGAGGAUGGUGUGUCGGUGGUCGGUGUUGGGGACAACGCCGAGUUUGUGUUCUUGGAGUUCGUAGGAACUGGCGUCAUCGUGUACAUGCAUCUCAAGAGCAGAAAUGUGAAGAAGGUGUACCAGAGGAACCCGGACAAUGAUUUCGUUAUACGUGUUCUUCCAUUCGUGAUGGUCUGGCCUCCCAUCUUCCCAGAACAUGGUGCAGAUAUGAAGGUGACGGACUGCAUCAAGACUCAAGAGUAGCCACCCCAGUAGAAUAAGGUGUUUUCAUUGGACGUUGCACCGUCCUGCAGUUUAUACUUACUUGCUUUAAACAGAAUAAGCUAGUUUACAGAUUCAGAAGACGGAUAUGGUGCGCUGG